AUGCUCACUCCCAGGGUGGACAGAACCCUACUGGUGCUCGCAGCCAUGAUGCUCCUGGUCCAGCACUCCGUCGCCGACUGCGAGUGCGGCUACUCAGCCGCAGUCAGCAACAACUCCUCCACCUCCACCUCCCCAGACACGCAGCAGCAGCACGAAGAGGAGACGUUCGUCUUCACGGACCUCAUAGAGGCCAACUUUGCCAACCUAAGCGACGUGUCCAAGGACACGGACUGGGUGCGGCAGGAGUUCAACCGCAGCGCGACGCAGGCGCGUGGGACGUACGGGCAGAUGUUUGCCGUAGACAACAUUGAGACGCGGGACGGGCAUGGCGGUGAUGGUGAUGGCGAAGGCCUGCAGAUUGUGGUCAGAAGCGAUGUGGUUGAGGGAAUGUUGAGCGGUGGCGAGAUCGAUGCAGCAAGGGUGGACAUCUCAUGUGGUUCUUUUAGGAGCAGCUUGAGGCUUACCGAUGCUGCUGGGACGGUUUCGGCCUUUUUCUGGUACUUCAACGACACCCAAGAGAUCGACAUGGAAUUCCUUUCCAAAGACUUCCACACGGACAACUCAAGCUACCCCGUCCACCUGGUCCUCCAGUCCCAAGAAUCGGCCAACGCGGGCUUCGACGCGUCAGGAACUCCAGGCCACGCGGUAGCCAACCUCCCGUUUGACCCUCGUGCAGACUUCCACGAGUAUCGGUUCGACUUCGUGCCAGGCCGUGUCGUCUUCUACGCCGACGGCACUGUUCUGGCGGUCCUGGACGACCCGGCCUCCGUCCCGUCCCCCUUGUCCGCAGGACACGUCGCGCUGAGCCACUGGAGCAACGGGAACCCCCUAUGGUCAGGUGGGCCGCCGGCCAAGGACGCUGCGAUGGAGGUGCGGUACGUCAAGGCUUACUUCAACAGCACGGAUGAAAAGAGGCGAGAUAACGCGGCGGGGAGGUGCGUGGAUCCUGCCGCGGAGGGGGCCGUCUGUCUCAUCCCAGCUGUCACGGCGGGUGAUCAUAGUGCGGCUGGCUUCUUCUUCACGGGGCAGAAGAACAUGAGUGGUGAUCAGAUUGUGGCUGAUGACAAUGGCGUGAGUGGCGGAGAUGAAGAUUGGGGUGUUGGCCUGGCGGGACUACGGUCAACUCUGUGGAUGUGGGUUGGCUUGCCUCUCUUGGUGGCUGUCUGCCUCUGAUCCAAACCGCUUGUCAUUUUUGGAAGGGUGGGAUAUCAUACGAUCGUGGUUGGUUCAGCCAGGCUCUCUUCUGAUCAUAAGUUUGUUGUGAUAUUCGAGAGAGGGGAGAACUGGGAAUCAGUAUUUAGAAGCCAGCACUUGAGCUAGGUUAGUUCCCUAGGGUCUGAGGCAAUUUGCACCUUCAAAGCCGUGGCUUCACUAUCAGACAAGAUUUUGUGGUGCCAGAGGAAGUGGUGCAUGAGCCGGUCACUGCCUCACCUCAGCAGUCAUUUAUUCG
Messenger RNA from Diaporthe batatas, 1450 nucleotides. RefSeq lists its product as uncharacterized. The transcript is spliced from 3 exons. Gene Ontology annotation, molecular function: hydrolase activity, hydrolyzing O-glycosyl compounds. Gene Ontology annotation, biological process: carbohydrate metabolic process. Bases 1 to 1173 code for a protein of 390 amino acids. The record is from RefSeq and is a predicted model, not a curated record. NCBI's taxonomy places the organism in Eukaryota, Fungi, Ascomycota, Sordariomycetes, Diaporthales, Diaporthaceae.